Molecule: messenger RNA, 7058 nt
Organism: Neogale vison (American mink)
Lineage: Eukaryota; Metazoa; Chordata; Mammalia; Carnivora; Mustelidae
Gene: GXYLT1
Product: glucoside xylosyltransferase 1
Exons: 8
Coding region: 24-1346 (440 amino acids)
Biological process (GO): protein O-linked glycosylation via N-acetylgalactosamine
Molecular function (GO): UDP-xylosyltransferase activity
Source: RefSeq, a predicted model, not a curated record
GGCUGAGGCGCGGGGCUGGGGCGAUGCGGCGCUAUCUGCGCAUCGUGGUGCUGUGCCUGGCCUGCGGCUUCUGCUCGCUCCUCUACGCCUUCAGCCAGCUCGCCGUGUCCCUGGAGGAAGGAGCGGGCGGAGGUGGCGGGAAGCCGCAGGCCGCGGCGGCUUCCUGGCUCGCGGGCGGCGGACGCGGCGGCGCGAGAGGGGUGGGCAGCGUGGGACCCGCAGCUCAUUCCGGCCGCUCGGACAGGUGUAAAGAUUUCUCUCUGUGUUACUGGAAUCCCUAUUGGAUGCUGCCCUCUGAUGUUUGUGGAAUGAACUGCUUUUGGGAAGCGGCUUUUAGGUAUGGUCUGAAUGUACAGCCCAUUCAGAGAAUGCACCUCGCUGUGGUUGCCUGUGGUGAAAGACUGGAAGAAACUGUAACCAUGUUGAAAUCAGCUAUCAUUUUCAGCAUCAGACCACUUCAGUUCCAUAUUUUUGCUGAAGAUCAACUACAUGAUAGUUUUAAAGGCAUACUUGAUAGCUGGUCAUUUCUGCAGACAUUUAAUUAUUCAUUAUACCCAAUAACUUUUCCAAGUGAGAAUGCAGUGGAAUGGAAAAAGCUUUUCAAGCCAUGUGCUUCCCAGAGAUUAUUCUUGCCAUUAAUCCUGAAAGAAGUUGACUCACUAUUGUACGUCGACACUGAUAUCCUUUUUUUACGGCCUGUUGAUGAUAUUUGGUCUUUACUAAAGAAAUUUAAUUCUACACAAAUUGCUGCAAUGGCGCCAGAACAUGAAGAGCCUCGGAUAGGAUGGUAUAAUCGCUUUGCCAGACAUCCAUAUUAUGGAAAAACUGGAGUAAACUCUGGAGUUAUGUUGAUGAACAUGACUAGAAUGAGAAGAAAGUAUUUCAAGAAUGACAUGACAACUGUACGGCUGCGAUGGGGAGAUAUACUUAUGCCAUUGCUUAAAAAAUACAAACUUAACAUCACAUGGGGGGAUCAAGAUCUGUUGAAUAUCAUCUUUUUUCAUAAUCCAGAAAGCCUUUUUGUUUUUCCGUGUCAAUGGAAUUAUCGACCAGAUCAUUGUAUAUAUGGAAGCAAUUGCCAGGAAGCAGAAGAAGAAGGAAUCUUUAUUCUUCAUGGGAACAGAGGUGUUUACCACGAUGAUAAACAACCAGCAUUUAGAGCCAUUUAUGAAGCACUGAGAAAUUGUUCUUUUAAAGAUAACAACAUCCGUUCCUUAUUAAAACCUUUAGAACUGGAACUACAAAAGACAGUCCAUACGUACUGUGGAAAAAUUUACAAAAUAUUUAUCAAACAGCUAACAAAAAGCAUACAGGACCGGUAUGAUAGACCUCCAAAGGAAAGGUGAUCGAUCCUUGGUAACCAUUAAAUCAAGUGAAUUAAAACAACAAAAUAUCAGAGGACAUGCAUGAAGGAAUGGUCUUGGAUGAAGUAUUCAGGAAGAAAUUAUUCAUCUACAGAAUAAUUGUUUCUCCUGAAGAAGUUAAAUGAGCAUAUAAUUCAUGUAAUGAAGAAUAAAUUAAAGUCUUGGACUCCAACAAGAAGACAUUUUUGAUCUCUGAUGUUUUGUAAUGCUAUUUGCUGUCAGUCCAGUAUUGAUGAAAUAUUUUUGAAUGGUUUGUAGCCUACUUUGGUUGACUCUUCUCAAGUGAGUAGGAACAGUAGGGGUGUAUGGAUGGAGAAAAUGUACCUCAUACACAGUGAAAACACUCAAACUGUGAGUAUAGCAAUAAUUUUAUGUCAGCACUAACCUCACUUUAAAUGUGUGACAGAAAGUUUACAGAAACAGAGUAUGUUCUGUUUCUAAUGCAAUGUGAUGUAACUGAUGUAACCAUUGACAAUCGAUGUGUGCCUUUAUACAUUUCAUCUCUGUUUUAAAAUAUUCCUGUGACAAUCAUGUUAAAGUUAGAUUAUAAGUAAGCUGCAUGUUUAAAAUUGAGCUGUAUAAGAAAGUGGGAAAACCGUAAAAAUGUUAGGAGUUUUAGUUUGUAUGUGUUUGUGAAAUGUAGUAUUUUCAUUUGUAUAUGUUAACUUGUGUUGCCAAACUCAGAUCUUAGAUUGUUAAACAGAUAUUUUUGGAAAUUUUCAUCACUUUAAAUGAAAAUUUUCAGCUUUACUGGGCAUUCUGGAACAAAAAAUACGCUGGUCAUAAAGUGAGAACGGAACUAGUAUACUUACAUGAUUAUGGAAAAUGUGAUGGACCAAAAGACAUAAGCUAUAUACUUCCUGUGAACAGUAAUUUUAGUUACAAUGAAGCAGAAAAAAGUGAUCCAUUUAAACUUUUUUCUUCUACCUCAAAAUGGUUUUGCAAGAUAUUUUUGAAGAAGCAAAUGUAGAGAGCCUUACUUUUAAGUCAGCUAGACAACUUUUGUGGAUGAUUUGGAUUAAGAAGACUGUUAUAUCUGAGUAUAGAAAAAGUAGUUUUGAUUGGGUUAAUGUGCAUAUCUUCCUUUUUUUAAUAUCACUUAAGACAUUUUUUUAAUCUCAAAGAGAAGAAAAAUAUUAUUUAGUGUUCUUGACUGCUCUCUCUAACAUAACUAGAUUCUGAGUACUUGGCAUGUACUAUGCUGUGCCAUAUAUGUGACUUUUUUAAGUGCUAUGUGGUUAUUCUUUUUCCUUUUUUGAUAUUUUAAUGCUUAAUUAGAAAAGGAAAAAUCAUGAAGGAAAAAAAAAACCUCUUAUGUGAAAAAAGUGGUGAUUGGCUUUAGAGUGUCCUCUGUGGAGACGUGGCAUACGCAGAAAGACAUGGUCAAUGCAGUUGUCCCCUGUCUUUUGCAGUUCAGUCAGGGCAAAUUGAGAGAGGAAGGUGUAAAAAAGGCAAAUUAGAGCACUCUUUGAACAGAUGCUUUUAGAGAACACAAUCUGUAUGUCUUUGACAGAAUGCCAUGGUGAAUAUAAGCACUUGUGAACUGUGCUGACACUGAGUUUACUGAGUAGAAAAUGAGAAUCCUAGGAUUUUGAAGUUUGGAGGAUAUAUAUCAGAUCAUUUCUAAUGGUCUCCGAAAGAAAACUUUGCCUGUCUAGAUUAGACUCUCGAGGGGGGCUUGUUGAGCGUGGAUCCCUGGGCUUCCCCUUAGACUUCUUGGACACUGUGUCUAGGAGAGGGGCUGCAAUUGUUUUUUAAUGAAGAGAUUUAAAAACUACAUAAAAACAGAACAGUACAGUGGUACUUACUGCCCAGCUCAAACACUUAAAUAUCUUACUGUAUUUGUGUCAUCUAUUCCUUUUCCCUUCACUGAAGUAUAUUAAAGAAAAUGCCAGAUAGUCUGUUAUUUUACUGCUAUGAGUACUUUGGUAACUACGAUGACAUCAUACCUCCUUUGACUUUAUUUACUUUCCAUUCUUAAGCAAAUUUCCUUAGUUGUCUUCAAUGUUAGAUUAGGGUACAAAAAUAAGUUAUCUUAUGAUUCUAUAUUUAAUAAGCAUCUCAGAUGAUUUUGAUGUAAGCUAGUUUGGGAACUACUGGGAAUCAUUUUGCCAAGUUGAAGGUUGAAGUUAGGAUACCAUAAUUCUUGGCACAGUUAGUAGAUUAUAAAUGUGAUUCUGAAAUAUUAGAGGAACUGGGGUUAUUAGCAAGAUACGGAUUUAUAUUAUUAGUAAGUUUCUUAGGUUUAAUUUCCUCAGUGAACAGAGAAUCUCAGCCCCUUGGGCUCUAAUAAUGGGGGUGGGGCUAUGUAGAUUGUGGUCAUGAUUUAAUUCAACUGGACUGUAUAUGUCUCUGGUCUCAUGUCGUGACUUAUUUCACUGUCUCACAUUCCACUUUGUGGAUCAGUUAGAAGGUUUUUUGUCUGGUUUUAUUCAGAGCUGACCUAAUUGGGCAUUUUACCAUAAAUUGGGAUAUGGUGAAAACUUUCUACUUAGGGACUAUAUUUAUCUAAAAUUUAGGAUUCAUAGAAAAUCCAUAACAAUAGUAAAAUGAGUUUUCUGAAUUUAUCCUUAGAUAUGGUAACUUUUUCUUUGUGAAUUCCUAAGAAAUGCUGUUCUCAGCAUUAAUGAGGUUAAAUAUAUAUAACAGCUUAGAGAAUAUAUUAUAUUUCUUUUCAUAAAACAUUAUAUCUAUGCAGUUUAUAUAAAUUACAUUAUGUAUUCUUUGAGUCUUUGUGUUAGAACAACCUCAACUAUCUCUGGGCUGCCGUAUUACCAAAGUUGAAUGACUUUAAAAUGUAGUCAGACUUCAUUUGUAUGAAGUAGCCAUCUUAAAAGAACUUGGAAACCCUUAGAAAAUAUAUAUUGUGACUUGCUUUUUAAAGCAAUACAGUUGCUUUUUUUUUUUCCCCUUGUGAAGAAUAGUUCAUAAUGUAUAAGGUAACCCAGUUAUCUUUUAGACACUUCAAAAACUGAAAUAAUACUAUUACCGCUUAUUCAUUUUUCUUUCGUUCUUGCCUCCUGUCCGAUGUUACUGGUAUAAUGGCAAGAAAACAAGUCUGGUUAUUAUACCUGGAUUCUUUUCUUGGUUUGGGACCUCAGGCAUAUCUGUUCACCUUCUCUGUGCCUUAGGUUUGUAAACAAUAUGCUCUUCCAACCUCAUGAGUCUCAGAAAUCACAAGUCAGAAAGUAACGUGACCCAACAGAGAUAAUGGAGUUGAAUGCGUUCUACAUGACUGAUACAUGCCACACAAGAGCAUUAGUGUUGAGUUCUGUUUUGCCUCUUAUACAGAUCAUUCUGUUUCAUGAAUGUUUUCUGACAUGUAUCUCCAGUAAGAAUUUGCUUAUAUUAUGUAAGGAGGAGUUUUUAAGGAAGAGAAAGCAGAGAAGAAAGGAGUGAUUAUAAAUGAAUGAUUUAAAAAAAAAAAGAAGGAAAAGAGAGAAAGUGAGAAAGUAAGGAUAGAGAAGGGAAUAAAAGUGAGAAUGGCAAAAAGGCAGAGUAAGGGAAAAGAUGGAAUGAGAAUGGGAAAAUCGAGAAGUGGAGGUGGAGAGAAAUGCUGUGGAAACUGUCACUUUUUGAACUGUAGGCCCCCCACCCUGUGCCACUGUCUGCCUGCCUUCUGGUUUCAGUUUGUGAGGCACUCCAGGGUCAGGAAGGGUGCUGGCUUUCAUGGAGGCAAGUAGCAUAGCUACUUUGGUUUGAUUCAUCAAUACUAGAGUCCUGUUCCAGUCACUUUACUCACUGAUCUAAAUUUAGUGAUAAUGAUUCAACAUUUUAUUUCUUUACUGGAUCCCAGUUUGUGAGCAAAGACCUAUGGAAACAUGAUGACAGAUAUCCUCUUUUUAAUGUUGUUGGUUUAGUCAUGCCAGUUGUUGGAUUAUGCAAGAUUAACCACAUGGAUUCGCACAGGGGAGACUGGGAUGGAGGGGAUGGUUUGAUUAGGUCUGAAGGGGCCCCAGGAAUCUAUUACAGCAGUUUUCCAGAUGAUACUGAUACGAAGCCAGAUUGGGAAUCAUUGCUCUACCUUGAAUGGCAGCUUACACAGUAAAUCCUAUCUUUUGAUUCCUCAGUAGGCAUACUUUCAGUUGAGCUGUUAUAAAUGGAUUCAAGGGAAUAGGAAGACAGGAGAAACACAUUGAAGGGAAAAGCCUGAAAAGAUAUUGUUCAGUGUCUUUGAGAAGUUUGUAUUCUAAGUAAUAAAUACCUUAAUAGUAAUCAGAACCUCUUUAAGUAUUUUAGAAAGAUCAUGGGUCUGUUUUUUAAAUAGCUUUUUUGAUUCCUUAGAGUAAAUAGAGAAGGAAAGUAGUGGUGCAAUAUGUCAGGUAUUGGGCCAGUUAUCCAUUUAUUAAAUGUACUUUCAAGUGUCUUAAAACAAUUGCCUUACUGCAUUUUAAUAUUUAAUAAAAGUAGAUUAAUGAUUUGUACUGUAACAGUUAUCCUUUUUACAUUGCCAAAGCGACCCUUUUAUGCCUCUUAAAGUCUGGCUAAGUUGUUCUGGUGUUUGCUGUUUCCUAAUUCACUGAACAGGAAACCAGAUUUCUAAAAUCAAGUUAUAUAAACUUAAGUCUAUAUGGCACAGGAAUGUUUUCUUUUAAAACUGAAAUGAGUAUGAUAUUAAUUCAUAUGUCUAGGAGUUAAAGAACAUGAGAAGAAUGUGGAAUAGCAUAUUGGACUAGGCAAUUUAAAAUUGAUUUAAAAAAUGUCAAAUUUACUUUUAAAUGGAAAACAGUGUCUUGUCACCUCAUCUCUACCAAUAAUUCCAAAUGUCUAAAAGGAUUAUUUCUUUAGAAUUUUCUGUAAACUCGGUUUUUAAACAAAAGAGUGCCUUUGAAAAAAUAGGGGGAAAAAAGAAGUGAAAAUUUCUCCUCCUACCAAUACUAUGAAUGCUGUUUGGAGGGUCUGUGGUCAGGGUUUUUAAUAUCAAACUUAAGAACUGAUGUAGAGCAUUUGCUUAUGUUUGGUUUAUAUAUACAAUCUGAAUUUAUGAGCAUAUUCACUCACAUAAUACCAUAGUAACUCCUUAUAAAACAUGAAGAGAACACAUCAGUUUUAUAUUCCAUUUAAAAAGUAAACUGACUUUGACUAUGAUGGCAAAUAGCUGUUUUCAACUUUAUAUAAAAUCUCUUCAGGGAGUAUUGGAAUGUUAUGCAAAAGUAAUUCAGGGCUUAUUGUAUACCUGUAGAAUAUGUCAUCCAUUCAAGACUUAGCAGGACCCACAUGCAAUAUGCUUUGUCAGUAUUUGAGAGCUGGACCAAUGGUUUUUGAUGGAUGUUAUAACAGAUGAUCUGUGAAGAUUGUGGUUUGCACCUGUUCCUGAAAUCAAAAACUGGAAAAAGUUGCAGGUGUUUCAACUUUUCACAGGCAUUUUGCAUAAAUAUAUUAAUAUUUUGAGUGGUAAUGAUUCUAAAACUGCAGGAAGGCCUGUUGGUGUACUGUGAUAUGUAGAAAUCACUACCUUUAAACUGCUUUUUACCUUAAAAUAUGAUUUUAGUAUAAUUUUGGUAUCUUCUCCAAGUAUUUUGUAUAUCUUAAAAUUUAUUAAAGGGGAAUAAGGUUAUAGAUUUGGAUGUAACCUGAGAAUAAUGGAAAGUUGCUUUGUUCUGUAUUGGUGGAGUUCAAGUCAUCUUUUUCUUGAGAAACUGUAUUGCUGUUUCUAAAUAAACAUAUACUCCAUAAAUGUUUAAUUUCUUCAAA